GUUGGGCACAGUAGAAUCACAAAUAGCAACGGUACAAUAUUGUUCAGACCGUAACUAGAAAAAACAGCAUUUUUAUUUUUUAAUGGUAUGAGCAAUAGCUUAGCAACAAACAAAAGUUGGGUUUUGUAAAGUGAAAGCUUGUGUGUGUGAUAUUUCUCUAAGCCUCUUCUUCUCCCUCUCGUUCCCUCCCAACCCAACCCUUAUCAAUCAAUAAACAACAGAAAACGACAACACUUGAUUAAGUAUUGAAUUCUGCACCAGUUAUCCAUGGCAGCCACCCUUUACCACUUCCCAACCUUUAACUCUCUUCACCCGUAUAAACUCUUCUUCUUGAACCCAAAUAAACGGCAAGAACUGAAGCUAGCCCGGUACACCCAACAAAACCCACCUCACAAACGCUGCAGAUUUCGAGUAUCUUCUGUUAAGAAAUCCAGAAAAAUGAAAGACAAUGUGGAGCUCUGCAGAGAAAUACGAGAGUUUAUGGCUGUGGUUGGACUACCGGAGAGUCAUGUACCCACCAUGAAAGAUUUUUCCCAGCGUGGAAGGAGUGAUCUUGCAUACAUUGUUAGGCGAAGAGGGUAUAAAGUGAUUGGAGAGCUUCUUGCAAGUUCAAAUAAAACAGAUUCUGAAGGGUUUAUUUUGGAGAAAAGGGGAAAUGAAACUAAAGAUGCAGUAGAUGGUGAUGGUGAAGUUAAGGAUGAGGAGGACAGCGUUGUGUUUGGAGAUUUUCCAUCAUCAAUUGAAGCUUCUGUGGAGGGAAACUGUUCUAGCAGUUUGGUUAUGGAUGUAAAUGCCAAUUCAGAUGACUAUUAUCAUGUGCCUGUAGAAGGAUUAGAAGGUUACAAUGAGAAGGGUGAUGAUAUAAAUGAAGAUGGUUCUUUAGCAAAUGAAGUUUCCAGUAUGGAAAAUCAUUUAGCUAGUUCAAGUAUUGCUCCAGUUUUCAACUCUGAAAACCAUGUUCAAGAUGAAAAGCCUGGACCUGUAGAAGCAUCCUUGUAUAGUUUAGAAGUUGACAAUGAGAAGGGUGACUCAGUUAGUUCUAAUAUAAGUUCGGGCUUCAAUACUGGCAUUCACAAUCGAGGAGAUGAUUUAACUGUUGGGGAUGGAAUGUUGAACACAGCCUCAGAAUCUGCUGAUAUUUUUCCAGUGGAGGAAAAGAUCUUGCAAAACUUGCAGAUUGAGGAUAACAGUAAUGCCGAAGACUUUACCUUGGAAAACAAAACUCUGAUUACUGAAAAACAUCUCAACAGCUCAAACACGGACACAGAUUUCAAUUCAGAUGAACCUAGUUCUGUUCCUGUAGAUCUUUCAGCUUUAUCUUUGGAGGAAAAGGUGGCAAAUUUUAUGCACUAUGGACAUCUAGAUACAGUUGAAGAUGAUUCCUAUGGCAUACUAAGUGAGACUGGUACUGAAAAAAGCCCGGAAUAUAUUGAAUGUGUGGAUGCAGACAAAGUUCAAGCUGCGGCUUCUACCUCUGAGCACUCGGAAAAUGUGCUCAGUGGAGGAAAUGAGGCUAUAACAUUGAAUGGGAGUACAACAAAAUCUACAGAAGUUGUGGUUGCUGUAGCAGGGAACUGUUCUCUUAGAGAUGAGAAUUUAUCAGCUGAAGAAGAAAGUGCUCAGUUCAAUAAUGAUUGGGAUAGUGAGACUAUCCGAAAGGGGAAGCCUGUUGGGAUUAGUGAGCUUAAGUUCUUGCUGCAUCAAAAGGAACAGGAAUUAUCUCGGCUGAGAGAGGAAAUUGAGAAACAAAAGAAUGAUUUGUCAGUUUUGCAAGCCAAAGCUGAAACAGAAAUCAGUAAAGCCCAAAAACUCAUUUUUGAAAAAGAUGCAGAAUUACAAGCUGCUGAAGAAACCCUUUCAGGACUAGUGGAGGUGGAGAUAACAUAUUGUGGGGAUGGUGAAACUGUGGAGGUAACUGGUACCUUUAAUGGUUGGCAUCAUUGUAUUAAAAUGGAUCAAGACCCUCAAUCAACUGCUACGGAUCCCUCUGGAUCCAGGAAAUCCAAACUUUGGUCAACAGUGCUGUGGCUUUAUCCUGGGGUGUAUGAGAUUAAAUUUAUCAUUGAUGGCCACUGGAAGAUUGAUCCAGAUAGAGAAACAAUUACCCAGGGCAACAUAUGUAACAACAUUCUCCGAGUUGAAGGCUGAAAGAUUUUUGCAGGAAGAAAGCAAAAUUUUCAAUUUGUCUAGUGCAGAGGUAUAUAGGUAUAGGAGUGGUGACAAAGUUUGCCAUGUUGUGUAAGAAUAUCAAAGCUGAAGGGGCAUCAUGAACAUACAAGAGCUGUGAUCAAGAUCAUGCAGUUGUUGAAUCAAGAGCUGUGAUUUUGUUAUUUCGAUUUUUCUCGUUGUAUUACACUCGCUAAAGCCGAUUUUUAUGGCUUCAUCAAGGGCUCCUCCCUGAUCAGUGACCAGUGAUGACUGAAUGGGGAAGAAAAGCUGCUGUUGUACAUAAUGCUUUUCUAGAGAAGACCUUUUUCUUUUUACCUCAGUUUGUAGAGAUUUGUUUGGCUUGAAUAAGCAGGAUUCAAUAAUAGCAGGUAUAACAAGUGCCAAAAAAAAAUUAACGAGUCUUCAUUGAA
This is a messenger RNA of Cannabis sativa, 2579 nucleotides long. Its product is annotated as protein PTST homolog 3, chloroplastic. The coding region runs from base 268 to 2148 and encodes 626 amino acids. Lineage: Eukaryota; Viridiplantae; Streptophyta; Magnoliopsida; Rosales; Cannabaceae. The record is from RefSeq and is a predicted model, not a curated record. The transcript is spliced from 13 exons.